Molecule: messenger RNA, 447 nt
Organism: Heterostelium album PN500
Lineage: Eukaryota; Evosea; Eumycetozoa; Acytosteliales; Acytosteliaceae
Product: cyclin-related 2 family protein
Exons: 3
Coding region: 1-447 (148 amino acids)
Biological process (GO): regulation of cyclin-dependent protein serine/threonine kinase activity
Cellular component (GO): cyclin-dependent protein kinase holoenzyme complex; nucleus
Molecular function (GO): protein kinase binding; cyclin-dependent protein serine/threonine kinase regulator activity
Source: RefSeq, a predicted model, not a curated record
AUGAAAAUGAUAAUCACUAUUUUGGAUUUGUUGAAGAAUAUCUCUCCAUUGAAAGAGUCAACUGAGGAGGGAGACAAUUUACUCUUAGAAAUUAUUACACAAUGUAUCAAUAAAAUAGUAGCCAACGGUGAUCAAAAUAAACAAACACACGAACAAUUCUAUCCACCAAAUAGAAAGCUACCAUCGAUCACCGUUCGUGACUACCUCCAAAGACUUUUCAAAUACUCGCCAUGCUCCAAGGAGUGUUUCAUUGCCUCGCUGUACUAUAUCGAUAAGUUGUCUGUCGAGUGUGGACUCUCGAUCAACUCGUACAACAUUCACCGUAUACUCAUCACAACUCUGGUCAUCUCCACCAAUUUGGUGCUGUCUGUCCCGAUGCCAUCUUUGAGGAGUAUCGCUUCCAGAUCGAACAAUCAAAGCUCAGAUUUCUACAGAAACGUCCUUUGA